Molecule: messenger RNA, 3560 nt
Organism: Petromyzon marinus (sea lamprey)
Lineage: Eukaryota; Metazoa; Chordata; Hyperoartia; Petromyzontiformes; Petromyzontidae
Gene: RASEF
Product: RAS and EF-hand domain containing
Molecular function (GO): calcium ion binding; GTP binding; GTPase activity
Source: RefSeq, a predicted model, not a curated record
UUUGUGACGUCAUUUAUGAACGGCCCCUUGACGAUAAAUGUCACCGCGUUGCCGUCGACUAAAACUCCGUCCCAGGUUCCCACUCCUCGUCCGUCUUCAGCGGGCACGGGGAGGUGGUGGUGGGGGGGUGAUGCGCCGUGCAUCACACCACACCCCUUGUUUGCGUGGUGAUUGUUGACGUCAAGGAGCGAGUGGGUGUGUGUGUGUCGUGCUAUUAUUUAGCACUCGUGGACCUAAGGAGCAGCAGCAGCAACAGCAACAACAACGCCACGACUCGCUGGCUUGGCUCGAUGCGCACUCGAGACGAGCGUUCAGCAACGAGAAUUGUCACAAAUUCGCAUUCACGGCGAGAGUGGGGUGGGUGGUUGGGGGUUGUUGCUGCUUCUUGCUUGAGCUGAACUGUAAAUAAACGAUAGAGGCAGACAGGGACACCCCCCCCCCGCCCCCCCCCCAAGAGGCUGUUUUAUGAGACAGGCAAACAUUUGACGGCGCUGUUCGGCCAAGGCGGCGAGUUUGAAAGCAGCAACUGUUUUCAAAGUUGUAAUUGCCGCAACAACGCUACGCUUGCCUUGUUCGCGCACAACUGGUGUACGUGGGUACUGUCGGAGGGGUUGUCUAAGAGUGUAAGAAGUCCAGCAACUGUAGAGUUUAGUGAGCGAAGUUGAACGCGGUGGGACUGCUAAGGGACGCGAGUCGACGUGGAUCCGUGAAUCCAACCGCCGCUUGCGUAAAAGGAAGUCAUUGGAGCAUUACGCAGCGCACACAACAACAAGCACCGACGACAAUCGCCCAUACGCUACGCUACGUUAAGCACUACUCGAUUCUGAUGGCAGACAGACCUUCAACUAAGCGGAGUCGACGAGCCAAUGGGCACAUGGACACAGCGAAGAUGGGGCAUGAUCGGAUUCGACCGCACCACCACCAUCACGAUCACCAUCAUGAGCAGCAGCAGCAGCAGCAGCAGCCACAGGACGUGGACCUCAACUCACUUUUCCAGGCUUGCGACACCAACCACUCGGGGGACAUCGAUUACGAUGAAUUCUCCGACAUCUGCAACGAGCUCCGGCUUCAGCCGGCUCAGACAGACGCGCUCUUCCGAGACCUGGACGCCGACAGCGACGGUGCCAUCGACUUCCGCGAGUUCUCCCAGGGUUUCCGCUGCAUCGCCGCGUCCCUGGGCCAGGGGAAGGGCGAGUCCGGGUCGCCCCGAGACCCCUGUAAGAGGCUCGAGCGUGCGCCGUCUUGCCUGGAGGACCCAGCGGCGUGGGACGACUUCGCGGACACACUGACCGGACUGCGCACGAUGAGCGGCCAGGACAACAUCGCCGAGCUCUACCAGCAGAUCGUGGCCACCUCGGACGCCGACCUCCUGCAGAGCUACGAGCGCGUCGUGCGCGACCUGCUCGGAGCCGUCGAGAGGCAGGGCGCCGAGACGGAGCGCGUCGCGGCGAUCCUCAAGCGCUCACAGGAGCAGGUGGCGGAACGGCUGGGGGAGAUGGAGGAUGAGAUGGAGCAGCGACUUGAGGCGCACGGACAGAAGAUCCGCAAAGAGGAGCGCGCACGUGCCGAGCACGUGAUCGGUGACCUGAAACGGCACUACGAGGGUGAAGCCACUGACUUGAAGCUGGCAAUCAAGAAGCUCAAGCAGUUAGAAAACAUUGCCAGGAGUACCGAUUCGGCAGAGGACGUGAUGGAACUGAAGAGGCGAAUGGGCGAGGUCACUCUCGAAAAUCAAAAGUUAAAGAAGAAUCUUCUGGAGGCCCAGACCAACGUGUUGGUCAUCCAGAGCGAGCUGGACUCCCUCAAGAUGGAGAUGACGAACCGGACGCUCACAUUCGAACAGGAGCAGAUGACAAUUAAAGAGCUGGCGGAGGAGAGGAUCGGGCUUCUUCGACAAAUCGAAGUCCUCCAGGCAACGAACCGGAAAAUUCAAGACAGCAACGAUGGCAUGAGGUCCGUGGUGGAAAGCAGCUUUUCGUCCCAAAGAAGAUCAGCUUCCAAUCACUCGACGCCCCCACCUCAUGCGACGGCCUUCCAGAGCACGCCGCUCUUGCCCAGCCAGCACAGCCCCCGGCGAUCACCGCAGCCGUACGACAGCAGGUCCCCGCGCUUCCCCUCGCCGCUGGAGCACGAGGCGGACUCGCUGGCGCUGUGCGACCCCAUGCUGCGCCCGCGGCGGGCGAGCGUGUGCGGCGAGACGGAGAGCCUGGGCGCCGUCAGCUGGUCGGACAGCGGCCUCUCGACGCAGCAGGAAGACGCGCGCUACGACGCCGACAGCGACGCCGGAACGGACGGGGAGGAGGGCGGCGCGCGGGCCCGCGAGGCGGCCGCCACGAGGAGGCGCGUUGCCGCCGACGUCGGCGGCAGCUUCGUCGACGCCGGGCACUCGUCCGACGCCGAUGCACCCGAGCUUGUCGAGGACCCGCCCGCGACGGCGAAGGCCGCGGCCCUAUCACACGGCGAGUGGGCCCCAUCGGCGCCGGUCAACCGCAGCGGCUCCAACGCCUCGUCCCGCCGCUUCAUCCCAGCGUUCCGCAAACGGCAAGAGAGCUCCCAGAGGGCAGGAGCUCCCUCCCACUCAGACCGUGUCUACAAGCUUGUCUUGGCUGGAGAUGCCGCAGUUGGCAAGUCCAGCUUCCUGCUACGCCUCUGCAGGAACGAAUUUAGGAAGGACACGAUCGCUACUCUGGGAGUGGACUUUCAAAUGAAGACGCUGAUUGUAGAUGGAGAGCACAUGACCCUUCAGCUCUGGGACACAGCUGGACAAGAGAGGUUUCGGAGCAUUGCUAAGUCGUACUUCAGGCGAGCAGAUGGUGUGUUGCUCCUCUAUGAUGUGACCUGUGAAAAGACCUUUCUAAACGUUAGGGACUGGAUUGACAUCAUUGAGGACUCCGCACCAAAAUCGAUUCCUGUGAUGCUGGUUGGAAACAAGAGUGACAUGAGGAACAUGUCACCUGGAGCCGAUCAGAAAUACGUGGCCCACACGUUUGGAGAGAAGCUCGCGAUGAAUUACAAUGCCCUGUUUUGUGAGACGAGCGCCAAGGAUGGCUCCAACGUGGUAGAGACGGUGCUACACCUGGCCCGGGAGGUCAAAAAGAGGGCCAAUUCUUCGGGCAGCGAACCUCCUGCCAAAGGAGUCGAAGUUGACGAUGAAAAUAAAAAACACAAGUGUUGUAAAUUAUAAGGUUUCCACGGAACUCGAUGAGAGCUGCGCUCCACUUGAUCUCUGGGCUUCUCGGCUGCUUCACACAUGGAUGUAGAAAUUCUAACCUUGAGUCUGAUGACAAAUACAUUUUAAAACUGGAAGAAAAAAACUUCUAAAUAUGUUUUCACUGCAGCAAAUAACUUAUUCCGACCUGCUAUUGUACUGUAUAUAAAUAAAAGUUUAUGAUCAAAGUGCAAUAAAAAAUGUAAUAUAUAUAGCAGAUAGAUUUAGAAAUGUUUGAAAGUUGCAUAUUUUAGGAGAUAAAAAAAUAUCUGAUGAAUGUAACUUCUUCUUGGUUCUUUCGGUAAAGUCACGUGGAACUAAAAUAAUAAUUGUAUUAUGUUUUAAUUUUAUU